Messenger RNA from Pseudoliparis swirei, 2261 nucleotides. RefSeq names its product solute carrier family 35 member B3 (gene slc35b3). The transcript has 10 exons. Gene Ontology annotation, biological process: transmembrane transport. The coding region runs from base 233 to 1357 and encodes 374 amino acids. The record is from RefSeq and is a predicted model, not a curated record. Lineage: Eukaryota; Metazoa; Chordata; Actinopteri; Perciformes; Liparidae. Gene Ontology annotation, cellular component: endoplasmic reticulum membrane; Golgi membrane. Gene Ontology annotation, molecular function: 3'-phosphoadenosine 5'-phosphosulfate transmembrane transporter activity.
GCCGCUCCUGCCGCUGCAGCAAAAACUGGCAUCUUUUAGCCGGCUAACGCGCGUUUCAACGCGCAAUGGUUGUUUGUCACUGCGGAAGGAAAACAUGAAAACUCCCCAAAUGUGCGUAAGAGGAAGCCAGCAUGUCCAGGGAAAUGAUUGUCACCGGCGUCGCCUGCGAAGGAGCGGAUAAACUAGCGUAAAAACAAACCCGGAAGUGCUGGUGAAGCUCCCAGCAGCAACAAUGAGUGCCAAAUAUGGCCUGGUGAGCUACAACAGUUCACGGAAGCACAUUUCAAUCUCCAUCCCGUCGUCCACGGAGGUGAUGUCGCCCCACAUAAAGUCUGUGGAGGAGCUGAGGGUCCUGGGAAUCAACCUGAGCAACUUCAGCCCCGCCACACAGUUCUUGAUCUGUGUGGCCGGAGUCUUCCUCUUUUACCUCAUCUAUGGAUACCUGCAGGAGUUGAUAUUUUCCGUGGAAGGAUUCAAGCCUUUUGGUUGGUACCUCACUCUGAUCCAGUUCGGCUUCUACUCCAUGUUUGGACUCGUGGAGCUUCAGCUCACGCAGGACAAACGCAGAAGGAUACCGGGGAAGACCUACAUGAUCAUAGCAUUUCUAACAGUGGGCACUAUGGGCCUGUCCAAUACCUCCCUGGGCUACUUGAACUACCCCACACAGGUCAUCUUCAAGUGCUGUAAACUCAUCCCAGUCAUGAUUGGAGGAAUCUUUAUACAAGGUAAACGCUAUAAUGUGGCUGACGUGUCUGCGGCCCUCUGCAUGAGCCUGGGACUCGUCUGGUUUACGUUGGCAGACAGCAAAGUGGCCCCCAGCUUCAACGUCACAGGUGUUCUCCUCAUCUCCCUGGCGCUGUGUGCAGACGCCGCCAUCGGAAACGUGCAGGAGAAAGCCAUGAAGCUGCAUAACGGCUCCAACUCUGAAAUGGUGCUGUACUCGUACUCUAUCGGGUUUGUCUACAUACUGACGGGCCUGCUCAGUGUCGGUGGACUCGGGCCAGCGGUGGCGUUCUGCUCCGAACAUCCCGUGAAGACCUACGGUUACGCGUUCUUCUUCUCUCUUACGGGUUACUUCGGCAUCUCCUUCGUGCUCGCCUUGAUCAAGCUCUUCGGCGCCCUGGUCGCAGUUACAGUGACCACCGGGAGAAAGGCCAUGACUAUCGUACUUUCCUUCAUGUUCUUUGCAAAACCUUUCACUUUUCAGUACAUCUGGGGCGGCCUCCUGGUGCUCUUCGGCAUCUUGUUGAACGUUUACAGUAAAAACAAAGAGAAAAUGAAGCUCCCCUCCUUCAACGACCUCAGGGGCUGGCUGCUGAUGGGAAAGAAAGUCCGAUUUCUCUCUCAAAACGUAUAGGAGGCACCCACGGGCGGAGCGGAGGUCCUGCGCCGGCAGCCUGACCGUCUGCCCAGAUGGGGAGCUGUCCCGCCUGACUCGGCCUGCAGGAGCAGGCGCCCCAGCGGCCAGCCGCAUCAACACUGAGCCGAGGAUGGGAGUAUACGGUGUGACCAGCAAUCGGCCAGAAAAACUGCCCACACACAGUUAAACUAGGACGGGGGGGACAGAGCCGCCGUACCUCAUCGUGGACCAGGACACCACUGGUGUCCAACGCAAACUCUCUGCAGCAAACUGAAGGAACAGACUCUUUUUUACAAGGGGGAUAAAUGCUAGUGGGCUCUUUUUUUUCUUUUUUUCAAAGAAACACUUCAGAGCCCCACACAAACAUUCCCGACAUGGAGGACAACACCGAGGGCUUUUCUAAAAGGAAGCCGGCCUUCGUUAACCAAAUCGCAGAGUUUUGCACCGUAAAGCGUAAACAUGUGUACGCGUAAACCCUCGAGUGGCUGGAGAGAUGUUGGGUGGAAAGAGCACCGAGGAGACGUGCUAUCCCGUCACGACUCGGACGAAUGACUGCGCCCCCACUCCUAAAAGGAAAAGAUACAUUUUAAUAAAAAUGCAUAUUUGCCCCCGCAUGUGCCAGAAAUAUGGAACUUUGUUUUACAUGUUUAUUGUCUCGAUGAAAGUGGCUUUUCUUUUCUUCAUAGUUUAUUGGUAAUUUAUUACUGGCUGGGCUCAAGAUUAUUGAAAGAAUUGUGAUCAUGUGGUGACAUUUUGGGCAAUAUGAAGGCAUUUACUCCAGUGUACAUGAAAACAUCAAAAGAAUGACAGAUACCCUAAUUUGCUAACCAUGUGUUUGGGUGAAAGGUUGUUGUUGUUUUUCACAUGUAUAAAUAAAAACUUGGACAAUUCCCUCAAAGUC